Messenger RNA from Oncorhynchus tshawytscha (Chinook salmon), 3642 nucleotides. It is a transcript of the gene cyp19a1b, whose product is annotated as brain aromatase. Gene Ontology annotation, molecular function: heme binding; monooxygenase activity; oxidoreductase activity, acting on paired donors, with incorporation or reduction of molecular oxygen. NCBI's taxonomy places the organism in Eukaryota, Metazoa, Chordata, Actinopteri, Salmoniformes, Salmonidae. The transcript has 9 exons. The record is from RefSeq and is a predicted model, not a curated record. The coding region runs from base 1831 to 3333 and encodes 500 amino acids.
CAAUGAUGUAUGAAUGAUAUGUGAAUGUGUCUACGGGGAGGGGGGACACACAGCUACCCUCUCUGCGCCUAACAACUAUCACCACCGUCUAAUAUGAAAUGUCAUAAUGUCUUUUUUUUGUUUGAUCGAAGAGGAAACCUUUUGAGGUUUAAUACAUUUUGGAAUUGUAUCUCUAAUAUCUCAUAUAAAAGUUGAUAGCCAAUAGUUCACUAGAAAGACCUUGGCUAUUUAUCUAAUAUAACGGUUAUUACUGUAAAACGGUGGCAAGUAGCAAUCCUGUACUAACCUGCGUCUCUACUGUACGUGCCUCUAUGGCAGGUCCUUUCUUCUGGGCUGGUCUGGGUCCAAUCCUGUCCUAACCUGCGUCUCUACUGUACGUGCCUCUAUGGCAGGUCCUUUCUUCUGGGCUGGUCUGGGUCCAAUCCUGUCCUAACCUGCGUCUCUACUGUACGUGCCUCUAUGGCAGGUCCUUUCUUCUGGGCUGGUCUGGGUCCAAUCCUGUCCUAACCUGCGUCUCUACUGUACGUGCCUCUAUGGCAGGUCCUUUCUUCUGGGCUGGGUCCAAUCCUGUACUAACCUGUGUCUCUACUGUACGUGCCUCUAUGGCAGGUCCUUUCUUCUGGGCUGGGUCCAAUCCUGUACUAACCUGUGUCUCUACUGUACGUGCCUCUAUGGCAGGUCCUUUCUUCUGGGCUGGUCUGGGUCCAAUCCUGUACUAACCUGUGUCUCUACUGUACGUGCCUCUAUGGCAGGUCCUUUCUUCUGGGCUGGUCUGGGUCCAAUCCUGUCCUAACCUGUGUCUCUACUGUACGUGCCUCUAUGGCAGGUCCUUUCUUCUGGGCUGGUCUGGGUCCAAUCCUGUCCUAACCUGUGUCUCUACUGUACGUGCCUCUAUGGCAGGUCCUUUCUUCUGGGCUGGGUCCAAUCCUGUACUAACCUGUGUCUCUACUGUACGUGCCUCUAUGGCAGGUCCUUUCUUCUGGGCUGGUCUGGGUCCAAUCCUGUACUAACCUGUGUCUCUACUGUACGUGCCUCUAUGGCAGGUCCUUUCUUCUGGGCUGGUCUGGGUCCAAUCCUGUACUAACCUGUGUCUCUACUGUACGUGCCUCUAUGGCAGGUCCUUUCUUCUGGGCUGGUCUGGGUCCAAUCCUGUCCUAACCUGUGUCUCUACUGUACGUGCCUCUAUGGCAGGUCCUUUCUUCUGGGCUGGGUCCAAUCCUGUACUAACCUGUGUCUCUACUGUACGUGCCUCUAUGGCAGGUCCUUUCUUCUGGGCUGGGUCCAAUCCUGUACUAACCUGUGUCUCUACUGUACGUGCCUCUAUGGCAGGUCCUUUCUUCUGGGCUGGUCUGGGUCCAAUCCUGUACUAACCUGUGUCUCUACUGUACGUGCCUCUAUGGCAGGUCCUUUCUUCUGGGCUGGGUCCAAUCCUGUACUAACCUGUGUCUCUACUGUACGUGCCUCUAUGGCAGGUCCUUUCUUCUGGGCUGGGUCCAAUCCUGUACUAACCUGUGUCUCUACUGUACGUGCCUCUAUGGCAGGUCCUUUCUUCUGGGCUGGUCUGGGUCCAAUCCUGUACUAACCUGUGUCUCUACUGUACUUGCCUCUAUGGCAGGUCCUUUCUUCUGGGCUGGUCUGGGUCCAAUCCUGUCCUAACCUGCGUCUCUACUGUACGUGCCUCUAUGGCAGGUCCUUUCUUCUGGGCUGGUCUGGGUCCAAUCCUGUCCUAACCUGCGUCUCUACUGUACGUGCCUCUAUGGCAGAUCCUUUCUUCUGGGCUGGUCUGGGUCCAAUCCUGUCCUAACCUGCGUCUCUACUGUACGUGCCUCUAUGGCAGGUCCUUUCUUCUGGGCUGGGUCCAAUCCUGUACUAACCUGUGUCUCUACUGUACGUGCCUCUAUGGCAGGUCCUUUCUUCUGGGCUGGGUCCAAUCCUGUACUAACCUGUGUCUCUACUGUACGUGCCUCUAUGGCAGGUCCUUUCUUCUGGGCUGGUCUGGGUCCAAUCCUGUCCUACUCUCGGUUCAUCUGGAGCGGAAUAGGAACAGCCUGUAACUACUACAACAAGAGAUAUGGGAGUAUGGUUCGGGUCUGGAUCAACGGAGAAGAGACUCUCAUUCUUAGCAAGUCCUCUGCUGUCUACCAUGUCCUGAAGAGUGCCCACUACACAGCCCGGUUCGCCAGUAAACGAGGACUGCAGUGUAUCGGGAUGGACGGGAGAGGUAUCAUCUUCAACAGUGACAUCCCACUCUGGAAAAAAAUGAGGACAUAUUUUGCGAAAGCUCUGACAGGGCCUGGACUGCAGCGGACAGUAGGGAUCUGUGUGAGUGCAACAGACAGGCACCUGGAGCGUCUGCAGGAGAUGACUGAUCCCUCUGGACACAUAGAUGUUCUCAACCUGCUGAGAUGCAUCGUAGUGGACAUUUCUAACAAACUGUUCCUCAGGGUGCCUCUCAACGAGAAAGAGCUGCUAUUGAAGAUUCAACACUACUUUGACACCUGGCAAACGGUUCUGAUCAAGCCUGAUAUCUUCUUCAAAUGUGGAUGGAUGUACAAGAGGCAUCAACAAGCAGCCAAGGAGCUACAGGAUGUGAUGGAAAGCCUUAUCGAAACCAAAAGAAGAAUGAUCAGUGAAGCUGAAAAACUGGAUGAUGAUAUUGACUUCACCUCAGAACUCAUCUUCGCCCAGAACCAUGGAGAGCUGUCGGCGGACGACGUGAGACAGUGUGUGUUGGAGAUGGUGAUAGCAGCCCCAGACACUCUGUCCAUCAGUCUGUUCUUCAUGCUCAUGCUGCUGAAGCAGAACCCUGAGGUGGAGAUGAGGAUUGUAGAGGAGAUCAGCACUCUCAUAGGAGAGAAGGAUGUAAUGACAGUUGACUUCCAGAACUUCAGAGUGCUGGAGAGUUUUAUCAAUGAGUCCAUGAGGUUCCAUCCUGUGGUAGACUUCACCAUGAGGAAGGCGCUGGAAGAUGACGUCAUCGAUGGGACCAAGGUUUCCAAGGGAACCAACAUCAUCCUCAACAUAGGGCUCAUGCACAAAACUGAGUUCUUCCCCAAACCCAACGAAUUCAGCUUGGAAAACUUUGAUAAAACUGUGCCCAGUCGUUUCUUCCAGCCGUUCGGCUGUGGCCCCCGCUCCUGUGUGGGUAAACACAUUGCCAUGAUGAUGAUGAAGGCUGUCCUGGUGACGCUGUUGUCGCGGUACACGGUGUGUCCUCGUCAUGGCAACACACUGAGCAGCAUCAGGCAGACAAACAACCUGUCACAGCAACCCGUGGAGGAUGAACACAGUCUGGCAAUGAGGUUCAUACCAAGACAGAUGACCAUAACCUAACCUCAACACUACUGACCACCACCACUACUGACCACCACCACUAUUGACCACAACCACUAUUGACCACAACCACUACUGACCACCACCACCACUACUGACCACCACCACCACUACUGACCACAACCACCACUACUGACCACAGCCACUACUGACCACUACAACCAAUAUAACCUGUCCUGAUCCAAAAACCUGUCACAGCAACCUGUUGAGAAUGAACAUGAACACAGCCUGACCAUGAGGGUCAUACCCAGAAUGACACAAGCAGCCUCCACUGACCACAACCAGCCACCACUGACCACAACCAGCCUC